CAGUCAGUGAAACGUCAAAGUCAAUAUACACUAAAAAAAAUGUUGAGAGGCUUUAGCUUUCAGUCUUUCCCAGUUUAGUAGGUGCUUUAAUACAAUCAGUUGAAUCAGACGACGAAACGUGUCCACAUUAAACAGCGCUUUCAAUGUGGCUCCAAGUGAUUAUCCUAACCCUCUUCGGCACCGUGCUGCUCUGCAGCUGUGUCGAGUGCAUGAAUCACUGCUAUCUGCAGCUGCUGGAGCUGCUCUUCGCCUACACCGCGCGACAACUGGAGGCGACACGCAGCCGAAGGAAACGCAACAAGAGCCAAAAGGUGCCGCAGCCGAAGCCAAGCGAACUGAAGGCACAACAGAAGGAUGCACUGAAUGAGCGCAUGGAGCAAUGCUGCGAGUUGCUGGCCGAUGGACUGCGUCUGGUGCUGGACGAUGAGGUGACCACGAGAUUUGCGGCCGCAGCGCCGCCGCCUGGGGAAUGGAAUCUGUUGACACGCAAUCUGCGGCAUCGCCAUCGUCAGCUCAACUGGCAGCUGCGUCUGCUCUGGCUGCUGGGCAUUCUGUGGCGCUAUCUGCUGUUGGUGCCGCUGCGCACCGUCGGCUGUGCCAGCUGUCUGCUGCUGCUCACGCUGGUCACCGGCGUGCUCGGCCAUCUGCCCGAGUGGAGCUUCAAGCGACGUCUGGUGCACUUGGCGCUGAGGCCGUGCUUUCGCCUGACCAUGAUGUGCAUUCCGGUGGUGCGAUGCGUGCACAAUCUGGAGCAGCGGCCACGCAUGGGCAUCUGUGUGUGCAACCACACGAGUCCGCUCGAUGUGCUCGUGCUCAUGUGCGAUGUCCACUAUUCACUCACCGGCCAGCGACACGAUGGCAUCCUUGGCCUCAUCCAACGGGCCUUGGCUCGGGCAUCGCCGCAUUUGUGGUUCGAGCGUCGAGCGUUGGGCGAUCGCGAAUCGUUGGGUUUGGUGCUGCGUCUGCAUGCCGCCGGCUGUGGUCGGCCGCCCAUCUUGCUCUUCCCCGAGGGCACGUGCAUCAACAACACGGCGGUCAUGCAGUUCAAGAAGGGCAGCUUCGCCAUCUGCAAUGUCGUCUAUCCAGUCGCUGUGCUCUAUGAUCGACGCUUUGGCGACGCCUUCUGGGACAGCACGCGCUGCUCGAUGAUGCGCUACAUUCUGCACGUCAUCUCGUCGUGGUCGAUUAAGUGCGACAUCUGGUAUCUGCCGGCGGUGCGGCGUCAUCUUAACGAAUCGCCCAUUGAGUUUGCCAACCGGGCCAAAGCUGUCAUCGCUGCUCAGGCGGGCAUCGAGGAUCUCGCUUGGGAUGGCAAUCUCAAGCGAUGGAAUCCUGUGCGCGAUUGGUAGUCUCGGGAAUUGUGCAUCAACUUGUCAUUUCAAUUGAGAUUUCAAUAAAUCGAAUUCACACUAAACAAUUCUGCA
This is a messenger RNA of Drosophila nasuta, 1424 nucleotides long. RefSeq names its product glycerol-3-phosphate acyltransferase 4. Gene Ontology annotation, molecular function: glycerol-3-phosphate O-acyltransferase activity. Gene Ontology annotation, biological process: triglyceride biosynthetic process. The record is from RefSeq and is a predicted model, not a curated record. The transcript is spliced from 2 exons. The coding region runs from base 144 to 1349 and encodes 401 amino acids. Gene Ontology annotation, cellular component: endoplasmic reticulum. Lineage: Eukaryota; Metazoa; Arthropoda; Insecta; Diptera; Drosophilidae.